Molecule: messenger RNA, 3538 nt
Organism: Balaenoptera ricei (Rice's whale)
Lineage: Eukaryota; Metazoa; Chordata; Mammalia; Artiodactyla; Balaenopteridae
Gene: BICDL2
Product: BICD family like cargo adaptor 2
Exons: 9
Coding region: 1874-3202 (442 amino acids)
Biological process (GO): Golgi to secretory granule transport; vesicle transport along microtubule
Source: RefSeq, a predicted model, not a curated record
GAGAGGAAAGCCAGGCAGGGGGAUGCCUCUGGAACAGCAGUUCAGGUCUGGGACCAGCCUCCCUGGCAGUGUUGCCCAGUGGUUAAGAACAUGGGCUCUGAGGGCAAGACAGGACCUGGGUUCAGAUCCCUGCCUGGCUGUGUGACCUUGGGGAAGCUGCUGGACCUCUCUGAAUCUUGGGUCUGUCUCCUCAGCAGUAUUGCACGAUCCCAGCCAACAGAUCCUGGGCUCUCUCCCUGCCUGGCUCUGGGCUAAGCACUUUCCAUGCAUCAUCUCGGUCAAUUCUCACCCGGCUCUGGGAGAUAUGAACAGUUCCCUCUGCCCAGGCUGUGGUCAGCCACGCUCUCACCCUGGGGGUCACAUCUGGUCCCCUAAACACCCUGGACACCACUGACUCCUGUAUCCAUGUCGUCGGCCCCACACCCUCCCCAUCUGGCCACCUAAUGGGCAUUUCAACAUAAGUGGCACUGGAUUCCAUGACCCCAUCCCCUGCUGUCCCCACCCCAGCUUCCUGCUGCAGGACCAGAGCCUGCACAUCUCUGUGACCUCUCCCUCCCACACUGGCAGGCCCUGUUGAUUCUUCUUCGAAACUAGAUUAUGAGUCUACCCACUUCUCAUCGUCUCUCCAAGCUGGCCGCAGCCCCAUCAUCUGCCCCAGACACUGCAGCUGCCUCCUCACUGGUCCCCAGCUUCCACUCUUGCCCCCUGAGCCCCUUCUCCAUGGGGAAGCCAGAGGGAUCCUCAAAAAUUGCAAAUCAGAUCAUUUCAGUCCUUGCCCAGAAUCUCUCAGUGGCUCCCCCUCACAUUUAGAAUGAAACCAAAACUCCUCCCCAUGUGACCUCCUUGACGUCAGUCAUCUCAGUCAGUCAUCUCAGCCACACAGUCCCUCCUCAGAGGGGGGCUUUUUUCAGUUCCCUGAGCAACCCACGCUUAUUGCCUCAGGGCCUUUGCACUUGCUGCCCCUUGCUGUAGCCCUCUUCCUUCUUGCCCUGCAGGAGGCAACAGACAUCACUUCCUCCUGAGAGCCCCCACCCCACACCACUCCUCUUCAUCACUUCCCAGGGUUUCUUUAGAGCUCUUAAUGUCCCCCCUCUGAAACUACCUGGUUCAAGCAUGUGUCCAUUUGCCUCUGGACUCUAAGCUGCUUCAGGCACGGAACUUGGUGGUCUCACUUACUGCUGACAAAGACUCCAAAACGGGGUGAGCUCAGGAAAUAUUGGAUGGAUGGAUGGAUGGAUGGAUGGAUGAAUGGAUGGGACUUGGAGAUAUUAGGGAACUUGCCUGACCACAAAGCAGCAGCAGAGCAGGACACCGGCCAGGACAAUCGGACCCCGAACCUGUGGGCUCCAUCCUAGAGCUGUGUUGCCCCCACAGUAUUUGGUUAAGGGCUUGGCUGCCUGGGUUAGAAUCCCGGCUCCACUAACUACUGUGUGUCCUUGGGCAAGGCUUUUAACCUCUCUGAGGCCCAGUUUCCUCAUUUGUAAAAUGAGGAUGUUAAGGAGUCUAAGUCUCAUGGAGUAAAUAAAAUAAUAUAGGUAAAGUGCUAGCACAGGCCCUGGCAGGAAUGCCUGCUAAUUAUUGUAGCAGCUGUGGUUAGCUUCACCUUCCUGCGUGGAGAGUCUAUGACGGGGAGCGGGGAGACGCUGGCCCCCUGACUUGCCUGCCUCCACAAGCUGGGCAUCUGGGUGUGCCAGGAGCAUCCCACUGCUGGUUAGACAGGUUUGGGGAGGGCAGGCAGAGGCCUGGGGCCAGGGUGUGGCUGACCAGGGUUAAUUAGAGGGAGCUGGCCAGGAGGAGCUGGGGGAGAGGGACCAAGCAGAGGCUGGGCAGAGGCCGAACCUCCAGAGCCCCUGGAACGCAGGUGUGUGAGGCCAUGGGCCGAGGCUUCAAUUCUGCCAGACUCAGGCGCCAGAAACGGUGCCUACGCCCUCGGGUCCAGAAGCCCUGGUGGCAGCCAGAGCGGCUGCAGCAGGAGAACCAUGAGCUCCGCCGAGGCCUGGCAGCCCGGGGAGCUGAGUGGGAGGCCAGGAUUGUGGAGCUGGAGGGGGACGUGGAGGCCCUUCAGGCCCAGCUUGGGGAGCAGCGUUCCGAGCAGAAGGAUAGCGGACGGGAGCGGGCGCGCACCCUCAGUGAACUCAGUGAACAGAACCUCCGGCUCAGCCAGCAGCUGGCCCAGGCCUCCCAGACUGAGCAGGAGCUUCAGAGAGAAUUGGAUGGCCUUCGGGGGCAGUGCCAGGCUCAGGCCUUGGCUGGGGCAGAGUUGAGGACACGGCUGGAGUGUCUGCAGGGGGAGAAUCAGAUGCUCCAGACUCGCCGACAGGACCUGGAGGCCCAGAUUCGAGGUCUGUGUGAGGAGGUGGAGAAGGGCCAGGGCAGGCUACAGGCAACCCAUGAGGAGCUGCUGCUGCUACGGCGGGAGAGGCGGGAGCACAGUCUGGAGCUGGAACUCGCGCGCUCCGAGGCGGGGGAGGCACUGAGUGCGCUGCGGAGGCUGCAGCGGCGGGUCUCGGAGCUGGAGGAGGAGUCGCGCCUCCAGGACGCCAACAUCUCGGGAGCCUCGCUGCAGUUAGAGCUUGCCCAUAGCCUCGACAGCGACAAGGACCAAGACCAGAACGCGGACAGACGCGGAGAUGCUCUGGCCACUCUGUCCCCGGAGACCCAAGAGGCAUCCAGCCACCAGCCUUCGCCCCAGGAGCAGAGGUUGGAGCCUCCCAGGAAGCGAGCAUCCCUGAGCCCAGCGGAGAUACUGGAAGAGAAGGAGGCGGAAGUGGUCCGGCUGCAGGAUGAGAUGGCGCUGCAGGGGGCAGAGCUACGGUCCCUGCGGGAGGAGCUGCAAAGGCAGAAGGAACUGCGGGCGCAUGAGGAUCCCGAGGAGGUCUUAAGCGGCGCCCUCUCGGAUCGGGACGAGGCCGUGAACAAGUCCCUGGAACUGUCCCUGGAGCUCAGCCGCGUUUCUCUGGAGCGGGACUCCCUCUCCCGGGAGCUGCUUCGCACCAUCCGCCAGAAGGUGGCGCUGACGCAAGAGCUGGAGGCCUGGCAGGACGACAUGCAGGUGGUCAUCGGACAGCAGCUGCUAUCACAACGCCAGAAAGAGCUGAGUGUGGCUGGAUCCGCCCCGAGCCGCGCCCCGCCGCGCUUCUCGCUGCGCCUGGGCCCUGGGCCCGCCGGCGGCUUCUUCAGCAACCUCUUCCGAAGGACCUGAGCGCCCGGUCAAGGGGGCCACCUUUGCCCUCUUUGGCUCACUUUCCUCUUCUGGCCAACGGAGCGACGGGCCCCGACUGUCUGCCAAAGGCGGCUGGUGCCCUCUCCACCCCGAGAGGCUGGGCAAGGGCUCACCGGGAGCAGGGGCCAGCUUUGGGGGCCAGGGACCCCAGGUGGGUGGCAGGGGCAGGUGUGGCAGAGCUGUUUUUCAAAUCUAUAUAGGUCUAUCUUUUCCAGGGACUAGGCCCCCUGGCCCCCAGCAUACUCCAGGACAGGGGUGAGGGUAGGUAUUUAUGUAUUAAGAUCAGACAGAGUAAUAUAUAAAUCAUUGCACCGA